AUACAUUUCUAUCUGUUUUCAAAGGGGACAGAAAAGCAGUGCUGGAAAAUUAUGCCUUUCGUCUUCAAAUCUUUAUGUCAGAUAAAUAUAGAGCUGUGAGAUUCAGUUUCUGAUGAGCAAUAUAUGAAACUAUAAACGCUUCUAGCGACGAACCAGGGUCUCAACUGUCAGCUAUGAUGGGCUUCUUGGAAUCUUUGUGUUAGUAGAUCAUCCAUUCUCUGUUUGGAAAGGACUCUUUAAAACAGAAAAGCAUACACAUGAGCUAUUGGAGUGGAGAAGCACAAUACUGGUAGAAGCUGAUUCAGAAAGUGCAUCACAUACACUUGGAAUUAUGAAACCACUGGUGAUUAUCAAUACAAUGACAAGCACAUCAGCGAAGGAGAUACUUUUCAUAUGUAUUUUGCAACAGUGAGAGUUUUAUGGUGAGGAACAAGCACAGUUCAAGCUGGAUCCUACAGUUCUACAAGUGUUGGAGUUUUAACUACGGGGCUGUAGAGACAGCAUUUCCAAUGCUUACAAGGAACUGCUUAUCGCUGCUUCUUUGGUUCCUGUUUGAUGGAGGUCUCUUAACACCACUGCAUUCACAGCAACCACCACAAACCUCAGCAUUCAAGCAGAAGGAAAAUGUUAUUAUCACAAUGUCGGGUAGGAGAUCAGCUGCACAGAGAGUUAAACGUGGCUGGGUAUGGAAUCAGUUCUUUGUCCUUGAAGAAUAUAUGGGAUCUGAACCACAAUAUGUGGGAAAGCUCCACUCUGACUUGGACAAAGGGAUUGGAUCAGUGAAAUACACAUUAUUGGGUGAUGGAGCUGGCACAAUAUUUACAAUUGAUGACACUACAGGUGAUAUCCAUGCAAUUAAAAGUUUGGACAGAGAAGAAAAACCAUUCUAUACAUUACGUGCUCAAGCUGUGGAUAUUGUCACUGGAAAACCAGUGGAGCCAGAAUCGGAGUUCAUAGUAAAAGUUCAAGACAUUAAUGAUAAUGAGCCAAAGUUUUUAGAUGGCCCUUAUGUUGCCAGUGUUCCUGAAAUGUCUCCAGUUG
This is a messenger RNA of Nanorana parkeri, 1041 nucleotides long. Its product is annotated as cadherin-12-like. Gene Ontology annotation, molecular function: calcium ion binding; cadherin binding. The transcript has 4 exons. The record is from RefSeq and is a predicted model, not a curated record. Gene Ontology annotation, biological process: cell-cell junction assembly; multicellular organism development; adherens junction organization. Lineage: Eukaryota; Metazoa; Chordata; Amphibia; Anura; Dicroglossidae. The annotation marks the transcript as partial. Gene Ontology annotation, cellular component: catenin complex; plasma membrane; adherens junction.